AUGCACCUCAAGUCGCCCAUGCGCCUGCCCUCGGAAGCCUGCUUUCUCGGACUCACCCCAUGUCGCCCCUACUUGCUCCCGCUGCCGAAUGCUGCUGCCCCACAGAGCUGCAACGCGAUUCAUGAUUACGCCCCCACCCCGUUUCACUGGAUUGACUUCCAGGGCACCCUCUCCACCGUCAUUCCCUUCUUCUUCCGCUACACCUCCCUCUUUCCAGAAUAUUAUCGUGAGCUGCUGCCGAUGGAAGACGGUGGCACCAUUGGCCUGGAUUGGGCUGUUCCCCUUGAAGAGGUGGCCAAAAGUGACCGCCCUAUUGUGAUUAUCCAGCACGGCCUGGCAGGCUCCUCGACCUCCAUGUACGUGGUGGCUGCCGUGCGCACGCUCCUGGCCACCAAGGACUACAUUCCCGUCGCCAUGAACGCGCGGGGUUGUGGCGGUGUUCGCCUGACCUCCAAGGCCGUCUUUACCGGAACACGAACCGAAGACUUUGAAGCCUGCCUGCUUUACAUCCGUUCCAAGUACCCCAACCGUCGCCUUUACGCCGUCGGCUACAGCCUCGGAGGCGCCCUCACGGCCCGCUACCUCGGCCUGCGGGGCAAGCAAGCCGUCAUUGAUGCCGCCAUCUGCAUCAGUCCACCUUGGAACUACCAUGUCAACACGCCUAUUUUUGGUUUUUGGUCUCGCACCCAUCUCGUCAAGGGUCUCAAGGACUACAUCCGUGACAACCGCACUGAACUCGAGCGCUAUGCUCCAGAGCUGGACCUUAACAAGCUGUUAGCUGCACGUAACGUGCGCGAGUUUGACUCGCAUGGCGUUGUGGCCCUCAAGGAGUUUGAUACGGCUGAUGAAUAUUACACAGAGGCAUCGCCCAUUCAUCUGGCACACAACAUUUACGUUCCCACCCUGGCCAUCAACGCCAUGGACGACCCCGUUUGUGCUGGCAAGGCCACACCCGAUCCGGAGCAAAUGGGACCGGGCCUUAUCCUCGUUCGCACUCGCACUGGUGGACACGUCGCUUUCGCCGAAGGUUUGGUCCCAGGCACAGAAAGCUGGAUGGAGCGUUGCAUCGUGGAAUGGCUUGAGUCUUGCCAGCGCCACCUGUAACCGACGACCUGUCCACUUGGUUUGGUGUUGAAAUUGUGUCCGUGUGCACUGUCGUUGUGAUUGGGACUUGUUGUAGUUGCGAAACCAUCCUGGACUGCUGCGCUGAUCUGUUGGUUCGUGAUGCGGCCUCUCCCCCACGGCGUGUGGCGGAAUGGCCACCGAUCCGUGUUUGACAAUUUUUUUGCCCUUUGUAAUUUUGUUUUGUGCAAUUAUGAUGGACAAUUAUUCCCUUCUACUCACGCACCACCACCCAGCACCACGACCGCAUGAGGCCUGAGCGCCAUUACGCAGCGUCGUCGUGUGCGCGCUUACCCGGGGGAUGUGCCCCCGUGCGCAUACUCCAGCCAGUGUGAUGCGUCGAGUUGAGGAGAGCUUGCACUCGCUCUGGCACCACACCUCCACCUUCCGCAUUCAACACAAUUCGCAAAUCAGGCUGCACGACAGCCGUCAGCUCUUGCCCUUGAAAGGAGAAGCGCACACCGCACUGGCUCGUCAGCUGCGUCACAGUCGCAUCGGGGUCGGCCGUGGCCAUGAGCUCCUUGACCACGAACGUUUGACGAAGAAUGCCAAGCUUGGACUGCAGCUCAGCCAAGGUGGCAUAGCAGCAGCCAAGCACUCGGGUCGAUGGGAGGGCCAGGGGCUUGGCCGCAUCCUCGGUGGCAGAAGGCAC
Messenger RNA from Monosiga brevicollis MX1, 1774 nucleotides. RefSeq lists its product as uncharacterized. Bases 1 to 1104 code for a protein of 367 amino acids. The record is from RefSeq and is a predicted model, not a curated record. Gene Ontology annotation, molecular function: acetylesterase activity; monoacylglycerol lipase activity. Lineage: Eukaryota; Choanoflagellata; Craspedida; Salpingoecidae. Gene Ontology annotation, biological process: medium-chain fatty acid catabolic process; medium-chain fatty acid biosynthetic process. The transcript has 6 exons.